Messenger RNA from Arthroderma uncinatum, 2943 nucleotides. Its product is annotated as aspartate-tRNA(Asn) ligase. Gene Ontology annotation, cellular component: cytosol; aminoacyl-tRNA synthetase multienzyme complex; cytoplasm. Lineage: Eukaryota; Fungi; Ascomycota; Eurotiomycetes; Onygenales; Arthrodermataceae. The record is from RefSeq and is a predicted model, not a curated record. Bases 1 to 2943 code for a protein of 980 amino acids. Gene Ontology annotation, biological process: spliceosomal snRNP assembly; aspartyl-tRNA aminoacylation. The transcript has 4 exons. Gene Ontology annotation, molecular function: ATP binding; RNA binding; aspartate-tRNA ligase activity.
AUGGAUAAGCCUUCCGAGUCCACCUUACCCCUCCAUCCCAAGGAAGGAGAAAAACAACCAGAUGCGGAGAAGCCAUCUGAGCAGGCCGAUGGAGAGGCGGCAGGCCCGAGCAAGAAUGCCUUGAAGAAGGCCGCAAAGGAGAAAGCAAAGGCGGAGAAGGCUGCCCAACGCGCGGCACAGCAGCAAGCUACGGCACAAGCUAGCCAGGCUGAAGACACGGCGAAGGACUUGUACGGAAAAAUGCCGGAUUUUGCUGAGGUAGAGGAAGUUAUGAACCUCAUGAAGUUGUCGGACGCACAUUAUGAGAAGGAAAUUACUGUUAUUGCUCGUGUGGACAAUGCUCGCGUGCAAAGCGCGAAACUCGCAUUCCUGAUGCUCAGACAGCAAGGAAAGAAAAUACAGGCUGUACUUAGCCUUAAGGAGCCAUUAUCUAGGCAAAUGAUCAAAUGGACUGGCCAAUUGAAUGUCAACUCUAUUGUUCAAGUAUCUGGUAUUGUCAAGAAACCAGAAGUUCCCGUCCAUUCCGCCUCGUUACCACACAUGGAACUCCACAUUACGAAGAUCUAUAUGAUAUCCGAGGCGAUUCCAAUGCUUCCCAUGCAGGUGAAGGAUGCAGAACGACCCCCACCCGAGUCUACCGAAGAAGGACUAGUCGACACCGACGGAACUCCCAUUGUCACUUUGAAAACCCGACUUGAUAACCGAAUUCUUGACCUCCAAACCGAGACAAGCCAGGCCAUUAUGUCAAUUUCAAGUGGCGUGGCUCAGUUAUUCUCCGAAUAUAUGCUGAAGAGUGGUUCAAGGUGGAUCUUUACGUCUAAAAUCACUGGAGCAGCUACUGAAGGUGGUAGCGGUGUUUUUGAGCUUUCUUACUUCAAACGAAAAGCAUAUCUAUCUCAAAGCCCUCAAUUGGGAAAGCAGAUGUGUAUUGCCGGUGAUAUGCUGAGCGUAUUCGAGAUUGGCCCCGUAUUCAGAGCCGAAGAUAGUAACACCCAUCGCCAUUUGACCGAAUUCAUCGGCCUUGAUUUUGAGAGAACUUUCCAGAAACAUUAUCACGAAGUUUUAGAAUUCGCUGAAAAUCUCCUCGUCUUCAUCCUGACUGAGCUGAAGGUUCGAUUCAAGGACGAGAUUGCUGUCGUUCAAAAGUCUUACCCAAAGGCUGGAGACUUUAAAUUACCAAAGGAUGGAAAGGCCCUCCGACUUAAGUAUAUGGAGGCUUUGGGUUUCUUAAAAGACGCCGGCGUGGAUGUCUCCGAACAAGAGAGGUUUGAGAACGACUUCACCACAGCCAUGGAGAAGCAGCUCGGACGAAUCAUCCGAGAGAAGUACGAUACCGAUUUCUAUGUCUUGGACAAAUUCCCAAGUGCUGUCCGCCCCUUCUACACGAAGGCGUGCCCAGAUGACCCCACAUACUCGAACUCUUACGACUUUUUCAUGAGAGGCGAAGAGAUCAUGUCUGGAGCUCAGCGAAUCAACGACGCAAAAGAGUUAGAGGCUGCUAUGAUAGCAAGAGGGGUUGAGCCGAACCAAGAAGGCUUCGAGGAUUAUAUUAAUGGUUUCAGACAAGGCUGUGCUCCUCAUGCCGGUGGUGGAUUGGGAUUGAACCGUAUUGUCCAAUUUUUCUUGGAUGGCCUGCCGUCUUCAAAACGUCUACGCCCUCCUAUCCUUACAGAAGACGAGGAGGUCGACGAGUCAUCGUCCACAAGGCCUCAGCAUCAGCAACCGCGAAGUGACCCAAUAUUCGGCCAAAGACAUGCGUUUCCGGGUUUAGAUGACGGUCCGCAAGAUGGAGAGUUGUUCUAUGGCCCAGCAGAGGAUGGGAUCGAGUAUUUACGGAUGGUCAGGUCUGAAGCUCGAAACCUACCCGUCUUUUUCGUUGCGCAGGAGAAAAUAGAUUCUCAAAUAAGCUCGAAUAAUAAGUCUACAGAGGCAAACGCAACAUCGCUGGAAGGGGUUCAGGUGAUGGAACAGAAAUGGGUUUAUUCAGACGGUGUAUGCGCGGCCGUGUCAAAUACGGCCCAGACGACCUCCUUACCAGCUGAAGACCACGAACUCGAAGACCCACAGGAGCAGUACUACAAUCUCCUCCGACAUCGGUUCCUUCUCUUACGUUCAACGUUAAAAUGCGUUCCGCCAGCAAAACUUAUUGCCGCCCUAGACUCGUCCCAUCCUAUAUCCCUACCUGCCAAUAACCCCCAAGCACGCACAGAAUGGACCGCCCUUGUGAAAAAGGUAGAGCCGCGAAUGGUGCAACUAGCUUGCAUGGACCUCGACAGUGUUUUACGGGUUUUGCGGAUUAUUACAAGGUCCUUGUCUGAAGCUGCGAAAAGUCCAAGCUGUACAUGGACAACACGUGUUGCAGCCUGGGCAUGGGGGCUUCUUGGACGGUGUAGGGAGGUUGGAGAGAUGAGCAGUGAAGAAGUCGGGGAGCUGAGAGAUCUGGGGAAGCGAGCAGGGAAAAUCCUCAUUAAAAUUCGUGAGAAGGAACCCCAGGCUACUUCCUCUUCUGGGACUGAGGGAAGUUACAAGGCCGAUACGCAUAGCUCAGACUGGGAGGAUGGAAACGAAGCGGAAGAGGAGGCAUCCGACAUAGCUAGCGAGAACGACACAUCUCAGGAACAAGGGACUGGUGCAACUGACGGAGUCGUGGGUGUCAUGACUAACUCCGAAGAUGAAAAUGAAGCACUCGAACUUGCAAAGAAAAGGCUGCAAGGAAUGCUGCACGAUAAUACCGAAACAUCUUCUGUGGAGCAGUGUGUUGGUACGGAUUCCCCUGAAGAAGCCAACGGUAACGACAAGGCACAUCAGUUGGAUGAAGUUGAGUGGAAACACAGUGCUCGGGCUAUGCUUGACAUGAUAUUAACCAUUGUUGGCGAGUUUUAUGGCCAGAGGGAUCUACUUGAGCUCCGUGAUAUAUGGGAAGAAGGUGAAGAGGGAUGGUAG